AUGGCAGAUGGUACCUACAGGUUCCAGCAGCCUGGGGCCGGGCCGUUCACUUUCCAAACACAACCGCAGCAUCAUUCACUUCAACGACACCCCAUUCAAAACGGAACCAAUUCUCCAGUUCGACUGAAGCUCAACCACGACACUCCAUCUCCCUCUCGAUCACCCCCUGUCAACCAAUCAGCCGCUCUCAACUCGUUCGCCAUGUAUCAAAGUCAACAUCACCUCAUGAUGAAUGGGGCCCACCACCAACACCAGCCUCACCAACGCUUUGGUGCGAUCACUAGUGUGGGUGGCAUGUCGGUCUCAACGAACAAAUUUCAAUCACAAGGUCAGGUUCAUACACAGCAACAGAUCCAUACCUCGCACCAAACCGCACAUCCCUUCACUCAGCAACACCCCCACUUCAACCAAACCCAUGGAGCGCCAACCAUGGUCGAUGACGAUAUGGACGAUUCCAUAAAUGAGGAAUGGCAACAGCAGCUUCAGCUUCAUGCAGAAUCUAGGCAGGCCAACUCACCUCACUACUACGCCCGGAUCAUGGCGCAGCAGUCCAAGGGAAUUCAACUCAUGUCCCAGUCCGAAGCCAACGAGACUACCAUCGACCCUCGAACUGGAGCUACAGUUGUGAAGCCAGCCACGCGACAAGGGUGGCAUGCGAUAGACUUUGGUGGACAGGGCUUACGUGCAAUGUCUGCCUCGCUAUUUGGAUACAAGUUCAUUGAGAAACUGUACCUCAAUCAUAACAAGCUAAAGGCGCUUCCCUCCGAGAUUGGCCAACUACGGAAACUGACUCAUCUUGAUCUUUCUGGCAAUGAAUUAACGGAGCUUCCUGAGGAAAUUGGGAUGCUAACUAGCCUCAAGAAGCUUUAUCUAUUCGAUAACCACAUUCGCAACCUUCCUUACGAGAUGGGCUAUCUCUACCGACUGGAGACGCUGGGAAUUGAAGGAAAUCCUCUCAAUGAAACCUACAAAUCCCAAAUCAUGAAGGAUGGGACAAAAGCCCUGAUCAAGUAUCUAAAGGAAGAGAUGCCAGUCCAUUUACCUCCCCCUGAUCGCGACUGGGUCAUCCUCGAUGAAACCGCGAGCUCGACCAAUAGCCCCACCGAAAAGAUCACCGUCCUCUCAUACAACACACUCUGCGACUCCUCCGCCACCGCCUCUCACUACGGUUACGUCCCCUUACGAAUCCUCUCUUGGGAGUUCCGCCGAGAACUCAUUCUUAAUGAAUUACGAUCUCACAAUUCGGAUAUUGUCUGUCUCCAGGAAGUUGAUCAAGGAAGCUACAACAAUUUCUAUCGAGAGCAACUUGCCUACAGUGACUACAAGGGUGUGUAUUGGCCCCGCGGUCGUGCAAUGGGCAUGCAAGAAGACGAUGCCAAGGUUAUCGAUGGUUGUGCCACAUUCUUUAAGGGAAGCAAGUACAUUCUUUUGGACAAGCAGGUCAUCAACUUUGGACAAACUGCCGUCCGCCGACCUGACGCCAAGGGUCAAGAUGACAUCUACAAUCGACUUUGGCAAAAGGAUCAUAUUGCGGUUGUUGUUUUCCUUGAGAACCGUCAGACUGGAGCUCGUUUCAUGGUUGUGAAUGCUCAUCUUUACUGGGACCCGGCCUUCAAGGACGUGAAGCUCAUCCAAACUGCCAUUCUGAUGGAGGAAAUCACCAAGUUAUCUGACAAAUACGCCAAGUGGCCUGCAUGCACGGAUAAGACUGCUUUCCGUUUCUCUGAAGCGGAGAGUGCAUCCGAGAACGCACCAGUUGUAGAGCCUGCACCAUCUAUGGAGUACUCCAGUGGUGAACAAAUUCCCUUGCUUAUGUGUGGUGACUUUAACUCAAACCCUGGAUCGGCGGCAUAUAAUCUCAUCUCCUCCGGACGACUUGAUGAGUCACACCCUGAGCUCGAGAACCGUCUUUAUGGUAAUCUGAGCAAGGUCGGCAUGACCCAUCCGUUCAAGCUUAAGUCAGCCUACGGCUCCAUCGGGGAACUGAGCUUUACCAACUACACACCGGAUUUCAGUGAUAUCCUUGAUUAUGUAUGGUUUUCAUCCAACACACUCCAUGUGUCGGCUCUGCUCGGCGAAGUGGACAAGGAGUAUCUUCGACGUGUGCCUGGAUUCCCCAACUUUCAUUUUCCUAGUGAUCAUGUUGCAUUGUUUGCGGAGUUUACAGUUAAAGGGAAGAAGGGUAAGGUUGUGGAAGCGGAUUUUGGACCGCAGCGCCACUGA
Molecule: messenger RNA, 2223 nt
Organism: Penicillium angulare
Lineage: Eukaryota; Fungi; Ascomycota; Eurotiomycetes; Eurotiales; Aspergillaceae
Product: CCR4-Not complex 3'-5'-exoribonuclease subunit Ccr4
Exons: 2
Coding region: 1-2223 (740 amino acids)
Biological process (GO): nuclear-transcribed mRNA poly(A) tail shortening
Cellular component (GO): nucleus; cytoplasm; CCR4-NOT complex
Molecular function (GO): poly(A)-specific ribonuclease activity; protein binding
Source: RefSeq, a predicted model, not a curated record